GCCAGAAGUACGCGGCCGUGCAGUACGGCAAGGAGUGCUGGUGUGGUCCCAGCUACGGCAAACACGGGUCCCUGGAGGCGGGGCACUGCUUCAGCAAGUGUCCGGGCAACGCCUCGCUCACCUGUGGCGCCUACCUGUCCAGCCAGGUGUACGGCACGGGGGUUACAGGCGCGGUUCGCCAAGACGCCCCCUUGGCUCGAGCCCCACUAGACAAGUCUGUGCCCAAGGUGAAGAUCGUCUUCGUGCUCACCGUCAACGGUCGAGCUAUACGGCAGGUCAUCAGGCUCCUGAGGGUCAUAUACUCACCCGACCACUACUACUACAUCCAUGUGGACAAGCGCCAAGAGUACCUGUUCCGAGAACUGCUGCCGCUAGAGAACCGGUUCACCAACGUGAUGCUGACCAGGAACCGGUUCGCCACUAUCUGGGGCGGGGCCAGCCUUCUCCAGGCCCACUUGUCCUUCCUACAGGAACUGCUGGAGCCCGGGCUGGGCUGGAACUGGGACUACUACAUCAACCUGAGUGAGAGCGACUACCCGAUCAAUCGUUUUUCCACACGGUGCUCCAGAACAGUCGGUUCUGCCAGCAGUCCGUGGACAACAACCUGCACAUCACCAACUGGCGGCGCAAGCAGGGCUGUAAGUGUCAGUACAAGCACAUAGUGGACUGGUGCGGGUGCUCGCCCAACGACUUCAAGAUCACAGACAUGGAGAAGUUGUUGAACUUUGACAAGAAACCUGUGUUCUUUGCUCGCAAGUUUGAGGCCGUCAUCGAUCAGGAAAUCAUCAACUCGGUGGACCGCGCCUUCCACGGAUUCAUCAUGAAAGAACUCCCCGGCCUGAGCAGCUACUGGCAGAACACGUUCCACCACCUGGACACCAGCACCAAGGUCAAGGACGCGGCCCGCACCAUCUACAGGUCCCUGACACACCACACGGCUGAGCAGCUGAUGCAGACGGAGCCUCAGUGCGAGGUGAAGGCCACCAAGCUCCUAGAGGUGAACCUCUACCAGCACUCUGACCACUUCCACGGCCUGCUGGUGCAGUUCUCCGCGCAGUUCAAGGACACGGGUCACAUCACGACCUUUGAGAGCCUGGCGGAGCCGCGGCGGCACUACUCUGUGAUAGAUCCCAAGGGAAGCACGGGCAGGCUGCAGUCUCUGGAGGUGGGCACAGACUUUGACCUCAAGGAGUUGAUAUUUCGCAACUACGGUAACCUAUUGGGGCCUUUCGACGACCUCUCCCUGCGGCACGAGUGGGGGCCAGGUCCAGAAUUCACGGUCUCCAUCGCCUGGGUGGACCCGACCAAUGAGAUCGCAGCUUCCUACGACGUUCACAUUCCGAGCUCACACUAUGUGGGCAAUCAACGACCUCAGCUGAACCGACCGCUGCGGCCCGGCGUUUGGUCGGCCAAACUCAUGAUUGAUUUGAAACUGGUGGCCGAGACGCAGUUCCUCGUGGCGCCCCUCACCUUCCACAACAACAAGCCCAUCUCCGUGUCAGAGAUUCUGCGCUCGCACCAAGGUCCCAUCGGCACUUACACGUCCACCGACUUCUCCGAAUUCAUGCCGAACCUGAAUCUCGUGGACAGCCCCAAACUGCGGCAGGAAGCCUCGGACAAUGGCAAAAAGACGGGCGUGGAGCUGGACCAGUGGAUCGACUCGCUGACCGCGCUGUUCUGGGUGGUGCGAGAAACGUGUGCCAUUGAGCAGCUGGACGCUUGUCCGCAGCUGGAGCAGUGCAAGAUGACCUCGUGGAGUUCAAGGUCACCAGACGUGAAGUCGGACCCGAAACACGUCGGCUCCAGUCUACCUCUGGCCAGAUGACAUCAACUGAACGCUAGAUUUGUGUUCCUGUCUCUUCUCAUGUUGGUUUUAUCUCUUUUAGGGGAUGUCUUCGUCUAUCUGUUCCCUGUGUCUAGUCGUGCCUAGCAGAGGGAUUUUUAUCUGUCCUGUAUCGUCACUUGUAAUGGUUUGUCUGCUUUAGAAAACCAAAGUCUGUGAUGGAACGGUGACACUAUUUGCCGACAGGCAAAAGUCAUGACUUCAAUUAUCAGGUGGGGAAGAUAUUUUUGGGCAUUUCUCCAUCUACUAUUUCACUUUUCAAGUUCGGAAGAAACCAGCAAAACUAGUAGAGAGUUGGCACUGAGUGGCCCAUAUUGUGUCAAUGUGCUUCUCUUGCCUCCAAAUGUGAGGCGUCCUGACAAAAUGAGUUACUUCUCGCAUUCCACAAAUCGAUAUCAUCCGGUGUCAGAUCUGCCAUAGACAUGGGCGAUCAUGGUUCUCCAUUCAUUCCUUUGCUCGGAUGCUCUUAAAAAAGCUGCGUUUCCCUGAUCUU
Aplysia californica (California sea hare) is the source of this 2336-nucleotide messenger RNA. RefSeq names its product xylosyltransferase oxt. Gene Ontology annotation, cellular component: membrane. The record is from RefSeq and is a predicted model, not a curated record. Gene Ontology annotation, molecular function: protein xylosyltransferase activity. Gene Ontology annotation, biological process: chondroitin sulfate proteoglycan biosynthetic process; heparan sulfate proteoglycan biosynthetic process. NCBI's taxonomy places the organism in Eukaryota, Metazoa, Mollusca, Gastropoda, Aplysiida, Aplysiidae.